AUGUCCACGAGAAGGAGCGCCAGGAUUCGCAACAUUGACUUAGGCGUCGCUCCUAAACCAGCUCAAUCUGCGCCUACGCCUCCUGCCCCGCCAAAGAGGAAGCGAAAAGCCCCGGCUGAAGACGAGAACGAUGAGUCGACAGCUAAGGGGAAGAAAGCACCGACAAAGAAGGCAAAAGCGACAACAUCAACCGGUAGAAAGACAAAGCCGAAGGUCAAUACCGCCGCUGAGAAUGAGACUCAGGAUGAGACAGUCUCAGUUCCUGACGAUGUCUUGUCAGUUCUGCCAGCCGAGAUUCUCCAACAGAUCCUCGAAAGUGUCAAUGACUCAGGAAGCAUGGUCAAGAUGGCCUGCACCUCCAAGCGAUAUUAUGCUGUCGUAAUGGCCAUCAUCCAUAAACGCAUCUCCGUCUCAACAUACUUCUGGGCACACAUUCCCCACGUCAUCCGCCGAAUUGAGCCUCAUCUAAGCAUAGCUCAAAAGAAACAGCUCAAGAGAGAAGGCCAGUACAAAGGUCAACAAGAGAAGUUCUCAACUCUCCUAGAUCCAACUGCAGUGCCUUCUUGUGCCAGCAAUGUCCGGCAGAUGAUCAUUGGAAAGAUUGACCCGGGCAAGAGGCAUAAGCCCUUUUUGUUGAGAUACUUUGAAGAGGUUUUGAAAAACCUUCAUAACUUGGAAGUCUUUGAUGCUAAGGACCUAACUGAAUCGAUGGCGGAGGGUCUUUCUAAAUUGAAGAAUCUCAAAUCUAUACGACUCGAACCCUACGAACAUAGCAUAAAGCCUGAAGCUAUAAUUCCACUCGCCAAACUCAGUAAUCUCGAGCACAUCUGCAUCGAGGACAGGGGUUGGGGAUCACUUUGUGUGGCCAAGGAAAGACCUUUACAGAGCAUGCUACUCAACUCCCUAUCAACCCUCCAGGCUCUGGAAGUUCGAACAUCCAAGUAUUACUCCGACUUUCUUGGCGAUUGGGAAGUCAAAAUUAAAGCUCGCAAGCCUGAUGCUUCGGAACAAGAGUAUGAUUUUACAGCGCUCAAAUCACUGACUCUACAUGGCAUAAGUUUCAGUGGUGAAUUUUGUGAGAAUGUGAUGCCGAACAUCAAAAGAGCUUUUGACUUCCUCAAGCUGAGGGAGCUUAACCUCAUGAGUCUCGAAGAGGGACAACUCACGUUCUAUAAGCAUCUCGAGGAUCUGUUCAGGAAAGCUGACAAGCGAGAUAUCCACCUUCGAAAGCUGUGUUUGGACAUGAAAGGACCUGGGCCUACUUCAAACUACGCCGAGACAGAGGUCCACCUGGAGGGAAAGUAUCGGUUCAUCUCGUCAUUUGACUCUCUGACCAGCUUGGAAAUACAUGAUUACAACAUGUACAACACCAAUGUUCAGUCAAAUCCGGGACUUUCAAGGCGAUUGAUGCAGUCCAUUGUGAAGCAUACAGCCCUGGAAACACUGCGCUUUCAUUAUCGGCAUAUGGGCAGUGAGCCAUGGGAAAUCCCAUUUGCCUCAGCUGAGAAUGUGAAUAUCCUGACCACGAACCUGCCUUCGCUGCGGACUUUUGAGCUUGCGCCCCAAGAAGAUGAUCUUGAUGCAAUGGCCCGCGCUCUAUCACUCGCCAAGAACCUAACAGCUCUGCUUUGCACCAGCUACAAGAGCUUUUACGAAGAUCGAGAAAACACCCACACGAUACUUGCCAAAAGGCUUAUAGAGGGAUUCCUGGAGAACGCUAGCAACCGUGAGAAAUUCGUGUGGGAGGAGCACUACAAGCUUGGACGCCUCACUAUAGGCUGGACAGACUUCCACGUUGGAUCUAGACUAAAGCCGAAGAAGAACUUUUCCAAGCCUGUGAAGAUCGAGAAGGUCGAUCGUGUGGUGAUGGUGCAGGACACGCGGCCUCAGAAGUGGCGAGACUCGAAGCAGGCGUAUUACACUGCUGAUAGUCGAUGGGUUGAUCAUGUUACGAGGCCAGAUCGUCAGGGGCCGUUGCAGCUUGUAUAUGAUGAUUGA
This is a messenger RNA of Fusarium fujikuroi IMI 58289, 1998 nucleotides long. RefSeq lists its product as uncharacterized. The coding region runs from base 1 to 1998 and encodes 665 amino acids. The record is from RefSeq and is a predicted model, not a curated record. NCBI's taxonomy places the organism in Eukaryota, Fungi, Ascomycota, Sordariomycetes, Hypocreales, Nectriaceae. The transcript has 4 exons.